AUGUCGCGCGACGAGGCAUUUAGCAAAAAAAUAGCCCUUAAUCGAUAUCCGGACCCUAAAAAUGGUAACAAUACUACCGGGAUAUUUGGUACCAUUUUCUCCAGUACUACCGGGAUAUUUGGUACCAUUUUAUCCAGUACUACCGGGAUAUUUGGUUCCAUUUUAUCCAGUACUACCGGGAUAUUUGGUACCAUUUUAUCCAGUACUAUCGGGAUAUUUGGUACCAUUUUAUCCAGUACUAUCGUGAUAUUUGGUUCCAUUUUAUCCAGUACUAUCGUGAUAUUUGGUACCAUUUUCUUCAGUACUAUCGUGAUAUUUGGUUUCAUUUUAUGCAGUACUAUCGGGAUAUUUGGUACCAUUUUCUUCUGUACUAUCGUAAUAUUUGGUACCAUUUUCUCCAGUACUAUCAGGAUAUUUGGUACCAUUUCAUUCAGUACUAUCGGGAUAUUUGGUACCAUUUUAUCCGGUACUAUCGGGAUAUUUGGUACCAUUUCAUUCAGUACUAUCGUGAUAUUUGGUACCAUUUCAUUCAGUACUAUCGUGAUAUUUGGUACCAUUUCAUUCAGUACUAUCGGGAUAUUUGGUUCCAUUUCACCCAGUACUAUCGGGAUAUUUGGUACCAUUUUCUCCAGUACUAUCGUGAUAUUUGGUACCAUUUUCUCCAGUACUCUCGUGAUAUUUGGUACCAUUUUAUCCAGUACUAUCGGGAUAUUUGGUACCAUUUUAUCCAGUACUAUCGGGAUAUUUGGUACCAUUUUAUCCAGUACUAUCGUGAUAUUUGGUUCUAUUUUCACCCAAUACUAUCGGGAUAUUUGGUACCAUUUCAUCCAGUAUUAUAAAUAAUCAAUUUUCGUGACAAAACACACAAAAACGUCAUUAUUUGA
Actinia tenebrosa (Australian red waratah sea anemone) is the source of this 884-nucleotide messenger RNA. Its product is annotated as nuclear pore complex protein DDB_G0274915-like. Lineage: Eukaryota; Metazoa; Cnidaria; Anthozoa; Actiniaria; Actiniidae. The record is from RefSeq and is a predicted model, not a curated record.